Messenger RNA from Limanda limanda (common dab), 1641 nucleotides. RefSeq names its product cytochrome P450 11B, mitochondrial. Gene Ontology annotation, cellular component: mitochondrial inner membrane. The coding region runs from base 1 to 1641 and encodes 546 amino acids. NCBI's taxonomy places the organism in Eukaryota, Metazoa, Chordata, Actinopteri, Pleuronectiformes, Pleuronectidae. The transcript is spliced from 9 exons. Gene Ontology annotation, molecular function: heme binding; monooxygenase activity; iron ion binding. The record is from RefSeq and is a predicted model, not a curated record. Gene Ontology annotation, biological process: cholesterol metabolic process; cortisol metabolic process; glucocorticoid biosynthetic process.
AUGAGGAGCAUGUCCAUCCGAGUGCCGGGCAACCGAGGGUCCAGACAUGCGUUCUUUGGUGUUGCACCACAGAAGGCUCUGUCUACGAGUGCGGCCGAGACGGUGGCGGAGGGAAAGUUAGAGGGAGGCAAAGGAGCCCAGGGAGCAGGGGUUAGAAAGGGAGGCGUGGAUGGACGGGUGAGGAGCUUCCAGGAGAUCCCUCACACAGGAAAGAAUGGCUGGGUGAACCUGGUGAAGUUCUGGAGACAAGAUUAUUUCGGUCAGCUCCACAAACACAUGGAGAGGACCUUCAACACAAUCGGGCCCAUCUACAGGGAGCAUGUUGGCGCACACAAGAGUGUGAACAUCAUGAUGCCGUCAGACAUCUCGGAGCUGUUUCGCUCCGAGGGCCUGCACCCCCAGCGGAUGACCCUGCAGCCGUGGGCCACACAUCGUGAGACGCGCCAGCUCAGCAAGGGGGUCUUCCUCAAGAAUGGCGAGGAGUGGAGAGCUGACCGUCUCCUGCUCAACAAGGAGGUGAUGAUGAGCUCGGCCGUGAAGCGGUUCCUCCCUCUCCUUGACGAGGUUGCGAGCGAUUUCAGUCGGAUGCUGCAGGUGCGAGUGGAGAGGGAGGGGAGAGGAAAGAAGGGGAGACGCAGUCUAACCAUUGAUCCGAGCCCUGAUCUCUUCCGCUUCGCGCUGGAAGCAAGUUGCCAUGUGCUGUACGGCGAGCGUAUCGGCCUCUUCUCCUCAUCGCCCUCCAUGGAGUCUCAAAAGUUCAUCUGGGCCGUGGAGCAGAUGCUGGCGACCACCCCUCCUCUCCUCUACCUGCCCCAUCGCCUCCUGCUCCGCAUCGGCGCUCCCCAGUGGACCCAGCACGCCACUGCAUGGGACCACAUCUUCAGUCAUGCGGAAGCCAGGAUCCAGCGGGUGUACCAGCGCAUGUCCUCCUCCCAGGGUCGAGGGGCUGAAGCUGGGGCAGCUGGAGGCCAGUACACCGGGGUUCUGAGCCAGCUCAUGGAGAAAGGGCAGCUAUCUUUGGACCUCAUCAAAGCCAACAUCACUGAGCUGAUGGCUGGAGGGGUUGACACGACAGCGGUGCCCCUGCAGUUUACUCUGUUUGAGCUCGGUCGCAACCCAGAGGUGCAGGAGAGUGUGAGGCAGCAGGUGAGAACAUCAUGGGCUGAGGCUGGUGGGGACCCUCAGAAAGCCCUGCAGGGGGCGCCACUACUGAAAGGCACAAUCAAGGAAAUUCUCAGGUUAUAUCCAGUGGGAAUCACAGUGCAGCGGAUGCCAAUCAAAGAUAUUGUUCUUCAGAAUUACCACAUACCUGCUGGGACCAUGGUCCACGCCUGUCUUUAUCCUCUGGGAAGGAGCACGGACGUGUUUGAGAAUCCACAAAGCUUCCAGCCCAGCAGGUGGAGCACCAGCAGAGAGGAGGGCCAGAGAGCAGAAGGGUCAGGGUUCCGCUCCCUGGCGUUUGGGUUCGGUGCCAGACAGUGUGUUGGGAGGAGGAUUGCUGAGAACGAGAUGCAGCUCCUGAUCAUGCAUAUCCUGCUGAGCUUCCACAUCGGCGUGUCAUCCUCAGAGGACAUCAAAACCACGUACACCCUCAUCCUCCAGCCAGAGACCCCACCAAGGAUCACUUUUAGCAAGCUCUGA